UAUAAAAGGAAAGUUCAUUAUGAAUAAAUUAUCACAAGUCAAAAAUAAGCAAGAAUUAGAAGCCCGAUUACAAAUUUUAGGACGAGGUAUCGGUCCAGUUCGCAUUAAUGAAAAAGGAGAAAUUUUUGUUUUUGAUGAAAAAAAAACUAAAAAAGAAUAUAAAAUAGGACAAGCCAGGAGGCGAAUAAUUAGUGGUGAGGAAAUGAAGAAAUUUUUGGAAAAAACCGACAAACAAGAAAAAGAAAGUUAA
Messenger RNA from Racocetra persica, 250 nucleotides. The record is from the annotation of a GenBank genome assembly. Lineage: Eukaryota; Fungi; Glomeromycota; Glomeromycetes; Diversisporales; Gigasporaceae.